Molecule: messenger RNA, 9879 nt
Organism: Phytomonas sp. Hart1
Lineage: Eukaryota; Euglenozoa; Kinetoplastea; Trypanosomatida; Trypanosomatidae
Source: the annotation of a GenBank genome assembly
AUGAGAGCAUCUACUUUAUCUUUAGCGCCCAUAAGCUCCUCAAAGGGUACCUCACGCUUGUCACCCUCAGCAUCGAAUUCAAACAGAAAGUCAACAAAGAUUGUAGAUGAAAGAUUGCGGAAGAGUAAAACAAAAUUAGAUCUACCUUUUCCUGGUUUAUCUUUACCACCUUCCAAAAAAAAUGAACUCACCCACACCGAAAAGGAAAUCAGCAGGGCUUCCUCUCAUGACGAUUCUCGGAAAGAUUUAAAUCAAUCUGGGGAGAUGCUAUCUAAAAAUGGUCUGUCCACAUUGCUGAAUUUAAGCUCUUCUAAAGAUGAGGAUCAAGUUCAAAUCGAUUCACUACUUUUUAGAAAAAAGUUGGAUGAAACAGUGGGGGAUAUUGGAACAAAGGUUGUGAAGAGUAUGGGUUGCAUCCAAUCUUUACUUUUUCUCGUAUUAGAACGCGCGGCAAGCUCUCUCUGUCAUUUUGAUUGUAAUCAUGCUACCGGGCAUACCGACGACAAGGUAACCACGGAAUCUAUUUCUCGUGAUUGGAAAACGAUUGUUUCGGAUUUAUCAUCGGAGAACACACAUGAUUUUAUUUUUAACUUAACAUGCGCCUAUACUUCAGAUAUUAAACCGAAGCCUCAAUCCUCACUAAAAGAUGAUAUUGACCUUUUUGCGUCUAUGUUUGCGGCUACAUUCAAGAGUGAAAUAACGUGUUCUGUGUUGAGGUACUGUGCGAUGUCACGCACCGCGCGAUCGGUAUCUCCAUCAUUCUGUACCAAUGAUAUACCUUCAAUAUUUUCCGUCCUCUCUAGUGAAACCAGAUCUUCGUUAUCAGUGGAUGCCCUAAAAGUCAGUAAGAUAUUGAUCCUUGAAGAGUCAAUACGCCAUAUCUCCACAUGCGCUUGUCGUGUGUCUCAGUCCAAUGUCCAUCAGCGAAAUACUUUUGUCCGGCAGUUAGUGGACUCGUUAGAUGCAGUGGUGAUCCCUAUGCGCAUACCAAAAAAAAAAAUGCAUAUUGCAGGAUGUAGGUCUGGAGGAGAUCAACGUUUGGGUAUGUCCAAAGCUAACAACCACAAUGCCCAGCGUACUAUUUCAAAGCCUAGUACGCAAGGAAGCUUGUCUAACAUCCUUUCAAUCCUGGUAUUUAAACUUCAUUUAGCAUAUAUCCUACUAGAAGAGCGUCAUCAUGCUUCCUUACAAUUAAGCAGUCAUUCUGAGUUCACCGAACAGGAGAAGCUGUGGAGGGUUGAGGUUGGUCGUGAGCUACUCCGUGUCGUUACCAGCGAUAACAACAUUUACGAGUUUCACACCUCUGAGCCUACGAAGAAAGGAAGGCUUGAUUCCAUCAAAUACAAAAAGAUCAAAGGAUUUAGCGCAUUGUUAAGCUAUGUGCUUCAAGUUAAGACAUCAAAUUCUAAGCUGUCGUUGGAUAUAGCAGAUCCAGGGGAGUUGACGAACGUACGAACAGCUUUGCAUCAUGUGUUGUUGCUGUACCUUCACAUGCUCCCUGAUAGGGUUGCUUCCCAAUGCGGUAACAUAGGGGUUUUGUCUUCAUCGGAAGAGGGAGCGUAUGCGACUAAAACGAUAAGAGUACUGAAGCAGAGCAUUAACAAUACUUCAGUUAAUAUUCAUGAAGAAAGUGGUGGUUACAAAGGCACAGGUCGAUACGAACAGCUUAAAAGCGAUGAGAUGAGGGUCUUGUCCAGUCUCACUGAGGCCUGGCUUACACACCAGCACACUUCACGCGUUGAGGAUGCUGCUGCUUUUAUCGAAUGGCUUCGCUUGGUUCCUGUUUUGAUGACUAGCAUUUCAAACGUUGUAGAGCGUUGUUUGGAAUUAGAGAACGUGUCGCUCAUUUCGACAAAUCCUUGUGAAAAUCGUGAGGAUGAGCUUAGCCGGUUGACAGUUGUGGCUCAAAAGCUUUCAUUACUCUUAAAUGAAAUGCUUUUUUAUGACUCAUCUGCCUUUGAAGCAACACGGCAAGUUGCCUCCACCAACGCCGAGAUAAAAACUGGAGACGAUAACUCAUCCGAGUCUCCUGCGGAGGAUAUGGACAAUGAUCCGGUCCAGCGUUUACGCAGAAAACGCUCCAUUUUCAACAAGGGUAGACCAUCGGAUGGCGGUGUGCUGCGGGAGGUGGGCGAGACCACAGUGUCUGCACCCCUUUGCACAAAUCGGGGGGUCAACAAGGGGGGGCCUUCUCGUUUUGUUGUUCGAAACUCCUCACGACUAAGAGGUGAAAUAACUGAGAGAGACGGCCACAAUCACAACACCCUGGGUCGAAUGGAAGAAGGAUCGAGUGCGCUUUUCCGUGUCCUUGUCCUUUCACAAGACGCCGUACCGACACUUCUCGAUGCCUUUUCAACUAUGGCUAAAUAUGAAAACAUAAAUCUCAGUGAAAUAUGGAUUGAUAUGAUUUACUCUAUGGGGCGCCUUCAGCAACUUAUUUAUGGGAAACCCCCAUCAUUACAAAAACAUUUAGCAGCGACACCGGUAAAGUGGGAUUCGAGCCCUACUAAAGAUGGUCAGAGCCUUGUAGGAGGUGACAAUGUAGUAUCCCUUUUGGAUAAGAAAAGUGUGAAGGAGCCCAUCGUCCAUCACGAUCCAAGCUCUUUGACUGAUAUAUCUCUUGAGGAUUUUCCGCAUUUACUUGCAUUGAUACCAAUCUCUUCGAUUAAUAAAUCACAUUAUCAUCGAGUGUUAAAUAUUAUUUGCAAUAUUCAAAAGAUGAUUCCGUUGAAAAUAUUUGACAGCACAUUGCGGAUGGCAAACACGUUGAUGAAAGUCCUUCUGGCUCAGUAUCAAAAAAUCAAGCAACUCGAAUCACUGACGGCUGGUCGUAGUAUCAGCUUUAAGAUGGAUGUAAUUCGUCAAAGAAAUGAACUUUAUUCUUUUCUUUUAACAGGCAGUCACGAACUUCUCUGGGGCAAUUCCUCUUUUGCGUUUGCGCAAGGGAUUCAAGUAACGUGGAAGUUGCGCCUGGGCUUUUUCUCUGGGACACCGUACACACCACAACGGGCGAUGACAUCAAACACGCUGACUCAAAAUAUAUAUCAGGUUAUGGUGAGGAUCGGCAAGCUUUCUUUACAGCAGCCGAACAAAAUUCCUCCCAUUAUAAAGACCUCGAUUGAUAUUUUGAAGAUGUGUACAUCUGCACCUGCGGGUGGUUCACUAGCUCCAUACCAAAUUCCACUCAGUGUUUUUGGUGCUCAAAUGUGCUCUGUGUCUAUUUUGCAUGGUGUCUCCAUCCUGGAUUCGUUACACAGGAAUUGCAUUAAAAGUGUAACUCCUCUGACGUCAAACCUGCCUGAAACUAAUAGGAGUAAACCCAUAAUCCAGCUAAUCGAAUUAUUUUCUUCAAAUUAUCGUCUCUUGCUUCUUUGUUGCUACCCAAUAUUUUUUCAAAAAUUGUACGAUACCAUUAUAGACGUUAUCGGCAUUCACGAAGAGUUUGUCGCGCAAUUUGUUGGUCAGCAUCUUUUACCAGUUUCGAUGACUAUGGUUUUAAUUAGUUUACAUAAUUCCAGAAACUAUGAUACACCUAGUGCGCACACUUUUCUUUGUGAACAGACGCUUAUGCUCCUAGCUAUAUUAUCCCACUUCACAGAGUAUCAAAUUAGAUAUUCGAAAGACCGAGCAAGGAUCCACUCAAGCACAAUGGGGGUGCUGCAGCCGUGGAUCGAUAUCCUCAUGAGUGUGAGCAUCUAUUGUUUGAGGUUAUCAAAAGGAGGAGAUGGAAUCAUGCAAUCUGGGGAUUUACACUUUGUCCCUCCUUUUCUUCCACAACCUUCAUCACUACCUGGGUCUAUGUGGGAAGACGUCUCGUUAGUUCUCAAGGAUCUUUUGACGUUCUUGACUCCCUUACAGGGGGCGUCUCAUAGUAUGUCUGCAGUUGGAGCUGAGAAUGUCCAGCCCACUACGGAAUCCAAAAUGCCUGAUGACUGCACACGUUUCUUCCUACGUUUUCUACACCAUUCUAAUGACUUAUACCCAUCCAAUAUCUUUCAUUGGUCUCGUGGAGAUCACUUCAAUCAAAUUUUAGAUGCAUUGCAUGUGUACAGCUUCAAAUUGGAGAAUAGUGCGUCUUUUAGUGCAUAUCAUGUUAAUGUCUCUUCUGCUGUAAUGAGUGUGACCACUCAUGGGAAUAUUGCAGACAAAAAGCGAGUGCAGCGGUACCGAGAUUUGACAAUGGCGGGAAUGAAUAAUACCAUAGUGAAGGUCAUCGAUACUAUCGACGACAACAUUCUGGUGUCAUUUGAGCAGCAACACGAGAUGGCUCAGCGCUGGUAUGGUGUACUUGCCGCUGCCCAGAUUCCCAGUACAAAGCAAAUCGGUCCCGCUGCCCUCCAUCAGCACAUCGUUAAUGCACAGAUUCUUGUAAAAUUGAUGCGUUUUUUGGUCAAAAGCAUACGUCAAUCAUUAAGGCUAAAUGCUACACACGCGCAACUUCAACCCACUGUUAUUUUGAAUACCGGAACCAUCACCACCAUGAAUGAGGCGUGUGUCAUUGCACUUGACUAUAUGGGAUGCAUCAGAGCCAGUGGGGGGUGGUAUAUGGUGUACUGGAUCCUCAGUAUCGCUGAAAUGGCUGUCAGUGUUGAAAAAGUAGCUCGGCAACGUGUGAGCGAGACCACACGCACCGUUAUUAUAUCUUCUAUUUUCUACCAGCUGCGAGCGGUGCCAUCGCCGCCGCGAGAUCAUGUUUCAUUAAUGAGCUUUUCUUAUCUUUCAAAGACCCUUGCGAGCCUUUCUGAUAUCCUAUCGAAGGGGCGAUCCACGACACUCUUGGGUAUCAGCAGACGGGAGCACCUUACGGGACUUCUAGGGGAACCUUCUGCUGACGACCUUCGAAGCGUUAUUUUUGGUAUCAAACAAAGUGUACUAUACAUCGAGUCUGGAACACGUCCCCUGCGGCGGGCACGUCCCAUAACAUCGGAGGAAGCGGAUGCUACUGAAGAAGAUGAGAUUGCUUUUGAAACCACAAGCGGUGAUUCGUUUGCAGGCAUUGAUAACCCCGGUGCGUUUUCCAGGAGUGGUUCAAGAGAAGCCGUGGCUUCUUACUACGACAGUACACUAAAGGGAAAUAAGGAAGGCACAGCCAAGGUGGAGGAUAAAAAACUUGAGUUUCGUAGACUCAUGCACUCAAUUGUAGCAGCAUUUGACGUUAUUCUGGAAUGCAUUUUACACCACUUGCUUCGCCAAGGAGUCAUGCAGAAGGAUUUGAUGAGUAUCGUUGCCAUAUCCUACAACCUUCUGUGCCGUAUCUUUUGUGAAUGUGUUUUGGCACUUACCGAACUGCCGAUAAAGUAUCGAUUGCGUUUCAACCAGAGUGAGUUUGGGAUGUUGCUGUGGUCAGGCCUGAGCAUAGUAGCAAAUAUGUCGUGUGCGUGGCAUACAGAUGACAGUGUAGGGACUGUUUUCUUUGUUGGCCGUGUCUUCCGAUCGUCCCAGGAUUUAGUACAUGCAAUACAGCGUUUGAUUGACUGUUUUCGCCCAGAGAACAUCCUCGAAGCGGAUUUCCAGAAUAGAAUCGAUCUUUGCCGUCAAUACCCUAUUUGCUCCACACUUAUUCGCUCUCUUCAUGAAAUGACGCAGGAUGUACUUUAUAUUCAAAAAAGGUAUUUUGGUGUUGCCGAUCGCUACUCGAGUAACGAUAAUUUCACCGAGGUCCUGAAAGCGCUUUAUGUGUUGUUGAGUCACGCGGCUAAGCACCCCGCCACUGCAGGUGUCGCUCAUGAAGUAUGGAAAGCGAUACACUUUGAGCUAGCCUCGGUGGCUCAUGCACCGAAACAUCACUUAAAGAACCAUAAGAAUACGGGGACGGUGGAUAGUAACAACAUCUUUCUUCAGGUACCGUCUCUUACAGAGCUCGAAUGGGCCUUGAAGGCUUUUAAGGAUAUUGCUUACACUUCAGCUAGUCAUUCCAGCGUUGGUUUAGCGGCCCCUGGGUCUGGGAAUCCUUUAUCUCAGUAUUGCUACGAGAAUAUUGAUGAUCUACUACUUGUUUUUCGGGAAAGUUCAACAGCCCUCGUUACCCAGCGUAAGGCAUCUCCCACAGAGGAAAGUGGGAACAAAGAGGAGGGAACGAUCUUAACGGACGCUACUAUUAACUAUGAUUCCUUUCUUCCAAAAGACAGCUAUGCCUUGGAGUUUUUGGAUGAUUUGUGCGUAGAGGAAGUUUUGAGAAGUGAGGCGCUACCUGUGGAAAAGGUUGUGGAUAUUGUGAUUCAGCAAGCAAAAGGUAUCCUUAUGUUAAGGAACAUUCGUUUGGAUUUUCCGAAUUCCAUGUUAAGAAAAAAGGGUCGUUUUAGCUCUCCACAAACACAGCACCAAGUGGCGGCAUAUGUAAGAAACUUGCUUGGAUUAUUCAAUGCAUGCUCCUUAGCUACUAUAUGUCAGAAUCCUGGAGUUGAGGACCUCUUUAUGAGUUUUAGAGUUCUGGUGGAUUUGGAGACGAUAGAGGAAGAGUCAGCGGAAGACCUGAGUUCAACUUCCAAGACAACUAUCCAAGGGUCUCAUAGCACGGAAAUACUUUUGUGUGUCAAGCAACUUUGGGAGCAAUUACGCAGUAAAAUGCAAAGGGAGCUGCUUGACACCAAUGAGACUGUAUUUCAUAGGCGGCAAGACGAGUUGACAAGGUUAGUGCGUAGACAUCUAGAUGGUCGGCUGAGGGGGAGGAAGGAGCGAUCGCCUAGCACGGGCAGCAGACCCGACAUGUUUGCCCUUGGUUCCUGCAGUGAUAGCAGAAAGGAGCAAUGGCUAUUCUCUAUCCUAUCAAAAAGAUCACCGACCUCACGAUAUCCGUCGACCGAUAUGAACGCUGUUUAUGAGGCCUUGCUCUUCACGGAAGCAGGUGUGAUUUGUGCUCACCCUUCAAGCGCCGAAGCCGACUCCGCAUCACCAGAUCAAUCCACCAAGUAUGUCGACCCUGUGCUCGAGAUGGCCGUUUCCACGGCGAAGCUUUUGGAAAGACAUCUACCGCUCAGCGUUGUUUUUGCCCUUCUACAGGUUUUCAGUAGCAUAAGCUCUGAAAGCAAUGAGUUUCGCAUGCUAGUAGAAACCGUUUGUACGUAUGUAUCGCGUCAGUACGUGGUAUUACGACCGCUCCUCGAAGACACAGCGCUGGAUGUAUUACCGUUGCUAGGUCUUCUCCAACCUUGGCUUGCAUGCAUUCGAUCAGAAGGGGAGUCCGCACUGCAUCCCAAUCAUAAGAAUGCCAAGCCGGAAACAGACCAACUGAAUGAAGUGAUUGCCCGUUGCAGAGUUAUUUCCCUUUUAUCACCUACCAAUGGAUGUGCCGAGCCGGUCCGGGGUACCUUUUUCCGUCCGAAGCAGCGUGCUCAACUUCGUCGUUACUUUGCCGAAGCAUCUGGCAUCAAAGAAGAAGUUAGUGCGGGUUUGGAGCGAAUCAACUCGGAGGAGGUCUUAACAUAUGGGUAUAUUCGAACUACUAUCCUUUAUCUGCACCUUCUGUCUCUACAAAUCGUGGUUCUCAGCCGUUUUAACCUCCAGGGUAGCAUCAUCGAGGAGUUAAAAUUGUUUUUGAGGCAACAGGCCCAUGACCGGAUUCAGUCCGCUAAGCGGUGGAAAGUUCAGUCCAGUGCGGCAUCUGGUGUAGAAACCGUUCAGGGCAUUGACCCCAGCGCGGGGCUUCCUUUUUCACUGCUCCUACGUGGAGACUAUUCACCAUGGGCGACUAAUGACCAGAUGAAGACGGAUCCCUUUGUGGCUGCUCUUCAGCACUUUGCCAACGUCAGCUUCGUACUUUUGCGUCACACUGACAGUCUCACGCACUUCGCGGCGGUGCAAGCUAUGUGUGAAAAAGGUCAUGAAGCUUCCAACAUCUCUUUAUCAUCCGAGAAUCCGAGCACCAGAUGUGUGGCCUUUGCGGAUGAGCUGCGUCAUUUAGUCGCCAGCUCCCUGCAGAGCAUGUUCAAGACUGUUUUAAGCACUAGUGAGCAUACCUUGAUUCCGCUUGCCCGCGUCGUUGUUCAACACCUUAUUAGCAGCUUCCCUUGCGAAGCUGUGAUGUCUAACCCUGCCGUUAUGUCAGCAGCAGCUAAAACGAAGGACGGCCAUAAGAACUUUGAGCAACUGCACCAGCAUUGGCGUUUCCAACGACCAGAAUGGUUUGUUGCUAGUCCAACUAUGUUAGAGAUACUCACACCUUCUUUCUUUGCACGCUAUCUGUCUACCAGCCAUAUUUCCACUACAUCCACCUCAGUCGCAAGUUCGAUCGCGACAAGUCUUCUCGUUUAUGAGAAACGCAAGGACAUUUCGUUGCCACCGCUGCUCAUGGCUACAACCGCCCUUCUUGGCACCGCGUCCAAGAGCAUCACCCCUCUCCGUCUGCUCUGUGAGAAUCUUGCGCAGGACAUGGUGAGACGAGAGGACUUUCUACACGCACUAGUGCCCCAUACAGCGGCUGCACUCACUCACAGGGCCUCUAGCUUUGUUUCCAAUGAGGUUCUUAUCCCUUUCCUUGCUGCCAUAGCACGCGAAGACGUCCAUGUGUCGAAGCAGACCCUGUCAGUUCUCCUGCAUACAGCCAUGCGGAUGCGUCCAGACGUUUUUGGUCAUCCCCCAACGCCUAAACGACAAGGGAUGCUGAGUCUCUUGCAACCUCUUAACCAAGAUGCCACUGGUCACGGCGACUUUUUGCGCAUGACUCAUUCUCUAAGCUUCCCGGCGUCGCCGUCUUCGUUAGAAAAUGAGAUGGACAGCCAAAGGGGUACUGAAGUUGUCCAAAAGGGAGAGGAGGAAAGCAAAGGGCUCGCUUCCCCCACCACAGAACCACAUCAAUCGGUAAGUGACGUUGAAGGGGAAGAGCUAACUGCUUUAGACGCCCUUAGCAUGCACCUAAAUGAUGAUGUUGCUCUCACACACCGACAAGUAUUAGAGAGGUUGAAUAUUAGCCUGGCCACAACUUUUGAGGUUGCAAUGCAUAUGCAAGUCUUGAGAACUCUUAACAAGGAAGAGUAUCGUCAUGCAGCAAACAUGCUAAAGACUGCGGACGACGAUAGAAGAGAGCGUAUCAACACCUCCAUCUUACAGGCGAAUGAUGCUAUCUCAGCACCACAACAGCCAUCCUCAUUAUGCCAGCCCCUUAAUGGUAAAAGGUUUGACCGCAAAAUCGACGAGGCCCACAUUAAGAUAGAUGCCUCUCUUCAUCUCAAGGAUCAUAUGGAUUAUGGUGUCGCCCUCCUUCACCUCCGGUUUGCUCUUCGCAAGAUUAUUCAUGCUUCGUUUCGACGGCUCGCCAGGCAUCAGCUUCCCAGUGCUCUUGCCAAGAUGGCUGAGGCCUUGUAUGAAGUGGAUCGGCCCGGUUCUCUAACUCGCCCGAAGACGCAACAGCAGAAGCGAGAGACAAAUGACGCAACUGAUGUACGUCCGAAUGUCUUGCAUAGCCCCAUGCUUCUCGGUACCCUUCGUGUUUUUUCUGCGAGGGCGAUUCUUUGUGCCCAAAGCAUUGGUUACAGCCCUAAUGGAACACCCAUAGUUCUCAGGGUCACCUCACGGGCGGAUCCCACCGCGCCACAGACUGGGGACAUUUCGUCGCCGCUUUUGUUAUCACAGCAUUCCUCAUCGUCUAGUCAGUCGACGCGGUCUAAAUUGAAGUAUUCAGAGGUGAACGCCAAUGAUACAGAAGCUUUUGCAGGGUUACAGAGCCUUGAGGAAGAAGGAGAGCUCCAAAAGAUUACCGCAGAGGCGAAUUCCGCCAUCGCGGUGUCCUCAUCAUAUAUGCGCUUAACGCAGCAAAGUCGGCUUCGAAUUAAUCACGCACUUUCUUCCAUGAAGCGGGAAUCUAUUACGAUGAGUGCCUCAGAAUCCUUGCGAAAAACUCCGUUAACUAAACGAUAUCAUAACAAUAGGAAGGGUGUCUUCUGA